Molecule: messenger RNA, 5903 nt
Organism: Gadus macrocephalus (Pacific cod)
Lineage: Eukaryota; Metazoa; Chordata; Actinopteri; Gadiformes; Gadidae
Gene: slc6a8
Product: solute carrier family 6 member 8
Exons: 13
Coding region: 469-2478 (669 amino acids)
Biological process (GO): sodium ion transmembrane transport
Cellular component (GO): membrane
Source: RefSeq, a predicted model, not a curated record
GCGCGGCGCGCUGCGCCUCAGUGAAGGACGGACCGCAACCCGAGCACACCCCCCUCUCAGAGCCCAGUAUCAGGCCUUCUGUAUAAACAGAACCGGAACACUAACCGCGCUGAAUGUGACUUCGCGCACAAGCAGGCAGCUCGCGACCCGGUCCGGUCAAACCGUUCGACCGACGGCUCCUCUUGACUGACGCGCUCCACAUGCGAUUCUUCAGACUGUCCUUCAAGUGUUUCGUGGACUGCUUCUGACGUCCCUCUGACGUCUCGCUUCCGUCGCACACUUCAACCGCGCGCUCGUUUGCUAAAUAUCUGAAACCUUGUUUAAAAAAAAAAAACGUCGACGACCUUCCGCUGCUCAGCCGCGCGCCAAGGAGCCGCGCGCCGAGGGACGGUCCGCAGGAGCGGGGGCCAAGAGCCGAGUGCAGAGACCGGGUCGUGGAGGAGCCGAGAGAACCGCGGCUCAGACACCAUGCAGGGCUCCGGAGAGAGAGAGAGCGGCCCCGGGCUGCAGGAGGAGAAGAGGGGGCAUCUCAUCCCUAACGGACACCGCGCCUCCGCGGGGGGGCUGAACGGCAGCCUGCCGCCCGCCGCGGACGACAAGGAGAAGGGGGGCUACCCGCCGGAGCUGGGGGGCUACCCGGACUCGGUGGGCUACCCGGACCCGGGGGUUUACCCGCCAGAGCAGGUGGUGCCCGCUUACCAGGAGCGCGAGACGUGGACGCGGCAGAUGGACUUCAUCAUGUCGUGCGUGGGCUUCGCUGUGGGCCUGGGCAACGUGUGGCGCUUCCCGUACCUGUGCUACAAGAACGGCGGAGGGGUGUUCCUGAUACCAUACCUGCUGAUCGCGUUGGUGGGGGGGAUUCCAAUCUUCUUCCUGGAGAUCGCAUUGGGACAGUUCAUGAAGGCAGGCAGCAUCAACGUGUGGAACAUCGCCCCCCUCUUCAAAGGUCUGGGCUAUGCCUCCAUGGUGAUUGUAUUUUUCUGUAACACCUACUACAUCAUGGUGCUGGCCUGGGGCUUCUACUACUUCAUCAAGUCCUUUAACUCUGUCCUGCCCUGGUCCACCUGUGAUAACGAGUGGAACACGCCUAGCUGCAUUGAGUUCUUCCGCCACCCCAACUGUGAGAACGGCAGCCUGGCCAACGCCACCGCCGCCCCCAACCUCACCUGCCUGCAGCUGGCCGAAGGACACUCGCCCAUCGUAGAGUUCUGGGAGAACAAGGUCCUGGGUAUCUCUGAAGGACUAGACCACCCUGGUCGGAUGAACUGGGAGAUGCUCCUGUGUCUGGUGGCCGUCUGGAUCCUCGUCUAUUUCUGUGUCUGGAAGGGAGUCAAGUCUACUGGCAAGAUCGUGUACUUCACCGCCACCUUCCCCUACGUGGUCCUGGUGAUCCUGUUUAUCCGCGGGGUCACGCUCCCCGGAGCGUACGACGGCAUCAUGUACUACAUCAAGCCUGACUGGAGCAAGCUGGGAGAGGCUCAGGUAUGGAUUGAUGCAGGUACUCAGAUAUUCUUCUCCUACGCCAUCGGCCUGGGAGCUCUGACCGCACUGGGCAGCUACAACCGCUUCAACAACGACUGCUACAGAGACGCCUUCAUGCUGGCCCUGAUCAACAGUGGCACCAGCUUCUUCGCUGGUUUUGUGGUUUUCUCCAUCCUCGGCUUCAUGGCAGCGGAGCAGGGGGUCCACAUCUCCCAGGUGGCCGAGUCAGGGCCUGGUCUGGCCUUCAUAGCAUACCCCAAGGCCGUGAGUUUGAUGCCAGUGGCGCCGGUCUGGGCAGCGCUGUUCUUCUUCAUGCUGCUGCUACUGGGACUGGACAGCCAGUUCGUGGGGGUGGAGGGCUUUGUCACCGGGAUGCUGGACUUGUAUCCAGGGCGAUCCUACCAUCGCUAUAAGAGAGAAAUCGCCGUGGCAAUCUGCUGCUUCCUCUGCUUCAUCAUCGACCUUUCAAUGAUAACCCAGGGAGGGAUGUAUGUGUUCCAGUUGUUUGACUACUACUCGGCCAGCGGCAUGACCCUACUGUGGCAGGCCUUCUGGGAGUGCAUCGUAGUGUCCUGGGUGUAUGGGGCGGACCGCUUCAUGGACGACGUGGCUCGUAUGAUUGGCUACCGGCCCUUCCCCUGGAUGAAGUGGUGCUGGAGCUUCAUCACACCCUGCGUAUGCAUGGGUAUCUUCCUGUUCCACCUGGUGAACUACAAGCCCCUGACCUACAACAACGUGUACGUGUACCCCUGGUGGGGCGAGGUGAUCGGCUGGUGUCUGGCCCUCUCCUCCAUGCUCUGCAUACCCGUCAGCGUGCUCUACAAGCUGUUCAGAGCCAAGGGCUCCUUCAAACAGCGUUGGGCCCACCUGACCACGCCGGUGUGGGGGCCCCACCACAUGGAGUACAUGGCCCCUGACGCCCACAGCCGGACCCCGGCCCUGCCCCCCUGCAACGCAGACCACAACAAGGUGAUCAUCUUCGAGAGCGUCAUGUAGGCCACGCCCACCACCAACAGCCCCCCGCCGGGCACUCAGCCCCCCCCCCCACCUUCAACAAAACCCUGAAGAAACAGGGUGGAGGCUCAUGGUGGAGGAGGGACGCAGGGCCCAGGGUGGAGGAGGGACGCUGGGCCCAGGGUGGGGGGGGGGGCCGGACGCCAUUUUUGUCUCUUCAGUGUUUUUAAGUCUCCAUGUCUUCCUCGUUACUAUUGGCUGUUUGGGAAUCACAUAGCCAAUGAGGUCCUUUUAGGACAGAGUCAUAGACACGCCCCCCCCCCCCCCCCCCAAGAGCUCAUCACAAAUACAGUGCCACGCACAAAAGGUACUGAGGCACUCUAGGACAUCUACCGUACCCAAACUAUAACCCGAUAUUACACCUGGUCUGACCUCUGACCAGAUCCCAAAUUAUGUCUACUACUUCUAACCAUAACAAACCCUUGUCUGACCUCCAACCUGACUCCUAGUGCCCUCUAUUGACCUCCUUCCUCUAAUGACCUCUAACCCUGAACCAGACCUCCAAGGUCAGAGUGCCAUACGGAGUGUUUAAACCCCCUAGGGGCCCGGCUGCCAUUUCAUCAUCAACCUCUGGAGAGAGGGGGAGAGAGAGGGGGAGGGGGACAGAGAGAGAUGGAGUGUGAGAGAGGGAGAGUGAGAUGGAAGAAAUUACACUACUAGCCAAUCCAUGCCUUAUGUUGUUGUCUUAACUCUAGCGCCCUGUCAGUCACAUGACCGGUCAGUCACAUGACUAGCCAAACCCUCGGCCCUCUGUCUACGGCCAAAUCAAGCCUCGCUUCCAGGGGGCGUGUCUACAACUCUGUCACCUAGCAACCACUAGAUACCAUCAGUGAUAACCCUGUACGUCAGAUAGAUUAAAUAACAACCAGUAUUUGCACAUUGUUGUAAAAUACUACUGUUGGCACUUUUAAAAAAAAAAAAAUGUUUGAAAUAACAGCUUCUGUUUUACAUCAGAGAUUAGAUCAGAGUUUUAUUUUGUGAAGGCUUUUAUUUUGCUGAUACAUUAUAUACUGAAUAUUCUGUGUAAUAUAUUUGAUGCAGUAUUUGUGAUAAAGAUGUUUUCAGAUCACGUUGAGCUAACAGCAGGAGUAGGGCUGCUGGCGAUGCGUUUACUUAGCGAUGUGUUUAACCAGCGUUUAGCUAGCGAUCUGUUUAGCUAGCACUAAGCUACCGAUCAGUUUAGCUAAGGAUUUCGCUAGCGAUCUGUUUAGCUAGCAAUCUGUUUAGCUAGCUUUUCGCUAGCGAUCCGUUUAGCGAUGCUAAACGGUAGCGAAACCCAAAGCAGCUCAUUUUUAAAUAUGACAAAUGCAAAGCUCUAGGCUGCAUCAUGUAAAAUAAAGCUUUUCUAACUCAAGAUAACAAUGUAUAGCAGUAUAGUAUAGAAUAUAAUAGUAUAGUUAAGUAUUUUAGUCGGCAGCUAGCCAACAUAGAUGCCAGAAGGCAGCCUCAAUAAUUGAUCCAUUUUAUUAUUGAUUAAUAUUGUUUCUAUCAUGCAAAAAUAGUUUAUAGUUCAUUAACCUAGUUUAGGAUUUAAGAUUAGCUCGAAUCAUACUGCUGACCUGAUCAAGAACAUUGUUUGCAUCUUUGCACUGCCAUGGGUUCCCUGUUAGCAUGUUGCCACUUGUUAGCAUGGCAGCACCUGUUAGCAUGUUAGCCAUGCAGGGAUGGCGAGGAAAGGGAAUAUUUUUGUAUUUUUUUUAGGGUGAUAAAUGAUCAAAGUGCUCAAAGGGAAAGUUUUUACGUUUACAUUGUCAGCGUUUUUAUUUUUCCUAGUAGUUGAUUUCCCCAGCAGCACAACUACCUUUCCCCCCCCAUCACCUACGGUAUCUGUAGUGAUAACAUCGAGAAGUAACAACACUUACAUGUAGUACUCAAAACAUGUAGUACUUAUUACAUGUAGUAUUGUUGACAUGAACUACUAAUGUAGUAUUCAUAACAUGUAGUACUAAUUACAUGUAGUAUUAAUAACAUCGAGUACUUAAAACAUGUAGUACUAAUUACAUAUAGUACUUAAUAACAUGUAGUACUAAUUACAUGUUGUACCAUUAGAUACAUGUAGUACUACAUUACAUGUAGUACUCUUAAUAACAUGUAGCAAGAAUUAUUUCGUACUAAUGUAGUACUAGUUCAAUGUCUGCUCAUCAUUCUUCACACAAUCACAAAGACUUGAAAGGAAGCAGAUCUGUAUAAUAGUGAGGGUUGCCGAAAUGGUCGCUGUGUGAGAUGAACUCAUACCGCAGACCGGAUUGAUAUAGACCUAGUUAGCCUGCAGGUGUACUGCUAACUACCUAGUACUACUUCUUAUGACUACAUGAACUGAUCUGCCAAAACUUGAUAUGUACUAUGAACUGGAAGGGAGUUCUUUACAAAUAAACCAGCAUACUGUAAACGGUACAGUACUGUAAACGUGACUCUACUGUCUGCUGUACACAGGGUACAGUACUGUAAACGUGACUACUGUACACAGGGUACAGUACUGUAAACGUGACACUCUACUGUAUGCUGUAGACGGGGUACAGAGUAGAUCCACGUGUAGAAUAGAGGUCUGCCAACGGCUUGAAUGUAUUUCAUCACCUUUGUUUUUAGUGGAAAUGGAGGGAAAAUGUGUAAACAAAUGCUGUAAAGUCCUGUUUAUCAGAUCUCUUUAAUGGCUAUGCAACACUAGCGCCUUGUCUGGUUUGGUGAGUGGGCGGGGAAAGAAACGGUUGUCCUUUCCCUGAUUGGUCGCGGACUGGCCUGAUCUACAUCAGAGGAAGACUGAAAUAAAGUGAAAAAUCAAGUAACUUUCGUCUGAAUAGCAGAGUACAACUAUAGAGCCACUUGUACUUCACAAUAAUCAUUUAUAUAUAGUAUAGGUGUAUGUAUAUAUCUAGAUCCUAUAUACUCUAUAGAUGUAUAUUGUAUAAAUUGAUUAUGGUAUAUAGGAUCUUUUAUAUAUUAUACAUAUAUAGGAUUAAUUAUGCCAUAAUAGGUAUGAGUAUACAUAAAGCUAACUUGUUAGCAUCAGCUCAUUAAUCUGCACGCUGUACCAAACCAGGCCUCAAGUUGUCUAAACAAACAAAGUUAGCCUUGCACUGUCUCCCUUCCAAACUGUGUUUAUGUGUUUUCCUGACUGCAGAUCAUCAGUUAGCCAAGUUGAUAUUUAACAUCUCACUCCAUGCUAGAAGAUUACUGGCUAGGCUAGGCUAGCAGCAAGCUAAUGGUUGGUUUGAAUGAACCAGUGUUAGCAGGAAGCUAAAGGGCUAACUGGUGGUUUGAUUUAAUUGAUUUAAUGGAGUGUUGGUCCCCCUGUAAUGACGAGAUGUAAUGUCAGGGUUUCAUGCUAACCAUGCUAGCCAUGCUAGCCCACUGUGAUCCCGGGCCAGUCCACUGACUAAACUACGGCAAUAAAACUCACUUGAUGACUA